Messenger RNA from Oncorhynchus kisutch (coho salmon), 6479 nucleotides. It is a transcript of the gene pank1a, whose product is annotated as pantothenate kinase 1a. The transcript has 8 exons. Gene Ontology annotation, molecular function: pantothenate kinase activity; ATP binding. Lineage: Eukaryota; Metazoa; Chordata; Actinopteri; Salmoniformes; Salmonidae. The coding region runs from base 479 to 1888 and encodes 469 amino acids. Gene Ontology annotation, cellular component: cytosol; nucleus. The record is from RefSeq and is a predicted model, not a curated record. Gene Ontology annotation, biological process: coenzyme A biosynthetic process.
UAACAAUAAUUAGAUUAUCCAUUGCCUAGGCGACUAUUCUACUUUUUAGGCAUGUAAACCUAAAUGCUUGGUUGUAUUUUCUGUAUAGGAGCGCAUUGCCUGUGUCCCCUGGAGAGGGUAAACGGGUUCGAAGGAGCCAUUGUGUGUGACGUAACUAGCUAGCUAACAACCUGGCAGUUCGACUCCGGCGGCGGACUGUAAAGUGCGAUAAUGACCGACAGUGACCUCGACCAAACCGUGUUUUAGCGGAUAGGUCUUCACACUUUUUAAAUCAACAGAAUAAAAGUUAUCGGUACCAAGAGCGGAUAAAUAUUUUCUACCAUUUAAGAGCAAUUUCAUAUGAAACACAUUUUUUUGUAUUGAGCGUGCGCGCAGGGUUGCAUUUUAUUGCAUGAGCUAAUGUCAGCUAUAGUGAUAGCAGCUCGUUUCCUUUAGCUUGGUACCAUCUUAUAUCAUAUGUAGCUAGUUAGCUGCAACAAUGGAUAAAGGCAAAUCAAUUAUCGACAAAAAAGGUUCGGGAUCGUGUUAUGCCAAUGGACUGCAAAGAGGGUUUCAUUCUCAGGCUAGCAACGGUGGAUGCAAUGCAUUCAAUUCAAGUGGAAACUGUAGUGGCGGUACUAGCAACGUUGAACACUUCCAUUAUCUGCAUACCGAUGACGUCGAAGCCAAUGGGUCCUCCCCUGCGAAAAGAUGCAGGUUACGAAGAAGAGUUGAAUCACUGAAGAGGAACAGACCACCCUUCCCCUGGUUCGGGAUGGACAUCGGCGGUACUCUGGUGAAGCUGGUCUACUUCGAGCCUAAGGACAUCACGGCGGAGGAGGAACAGGAAGAGGUGGAAAACCUGAAGAGCAUCCGCCGCUACCUGACCUCCAACACGGCGUACGGGAAGACGGGCGUCCGAGACGUCCACCUGGAACUGAAGAACCUGACCAUGUGCGGCCGGACGGGCAACCUGCAUUUCAUCCGCUUCCCCACGCAGGCCAUGCACCGCUUCAUCCAGAUGGGCAGCGACAAGAACUUCUCCAGCCUCCACACCACGCUCUGCGCCACGGGCGGAGGGGCCUACAAGUUCGAGAAUGACUUCAGAACGAUGGCUGAUUUAGAGCUGUUGAAGCUGGACGAGCUUGAUUGUCUGAUUCACGGCCUGCUCUAUGUGGACUCCGUGAGCUUCAACGGCCACCCUCAGUGUUACUACCUGGAGAACCCGUCAGACACCCAGAACAGCGUGAAGACACCGUGCAGUCUGGCCGACCCGUUCCCUAUGCUGCUUGUCAACAUUGGAUCUGGGGUUAGCAUCCUGGCUGUGUACUCCAAAGACGACUACAAACGGGUCACCGGUACCAGUCUUGGUGGGGGUACGUUCCUGGGCCUGUGCUGCUUGCUGACGGGGUGUGAGACGUUUGAAGAGGCGCUGGAUAUGGCUAGCAGAGGGGACAGCAGCAAUGUGGACAAGCUGGUGAAGGAUAUCUACGGAGGAGACUACGAGCGUUUCAGCCUCCAAGGAUCUGCUGUGGCCUCCAGAAAUGCAGGGGUAUUUUCUAAUGAAGCACUGACACCGAAGAGCUCUGAGGAAGAAAGCUUUGGCCACAUGAUGAGCAAAGAGAAACGAGACUCCAUUAGCAAAGAGGACCUGGCCCGGGCUAUGCUGGUUACCAUCACCAAUAACAUAGGCUCCAUCGCACGCAUGUGUGCCGUCAACGAGAAAAUCGAGAGAGUUGUGUUUGUUGGGAAUUUCUUACGGAUCAACACCGUGUCUACUAAGCUGCUGGCCUACGCCAUGGACUUCUGGUCCAAGGGACAACUGAAGGCUCUGUUCCUAGAACACGAGGGCUAUUUUGGAGCGGUUGGGGCAUUACUGGAGCUGUUAAAGUCGUCCGAGGAGCCAUGAAGACAUGCCCAUGUCGUCUGUAUAGAAGCUGCUGAAAGGUUUUCACGGAAGCAACCACAAGAAACUAGGAAAAACUGGGAACAGCCAUUUAAUAAUUGAACUGUAAAUAUCCUUUCACUACCUCCCCUAAAAUCCCCUCAAAUCGAGGUUUUAAUAUAGCUAAUGUAAUGUCCCAUGUCAUGAACCCUGGGUGGCAGGUAAAUGCUAAGGAUCACAGAAACGGUGUUCGUUUUUGGCACUGUGUGUAAAUACCUAUUUGUGUAGUAGUUCUAGGGUGCACUAAAGCCAAAACCUGCUGAGAUUGGACUUGUGUUGACAGUCCAGUUAUGUCUGAGGUAUAGAGGAAAAUUGGCGUAUGUGGGGGGGGGGACCAAGAUGCUGUUUCAUCGUCAUGGACUGGCCCUUUAAUUCAGUGUGUCACACCAAGGGUCCACUCUCCGUUCACCUGUGGCACACCCAUCAUCAUAGCUUUAUUAUCAGAGCAUGGUUAACAGCGAUGGGGAUGUUUAAAAAAAAUAAUAAUAAUAACAUUGGUUCAGCAACCUCCUCAAACUCUCUUUUUAGUGAUGGAGUUCGGUGAUCUGCUAGUAUGUCAGUCACUUUUGAAAGAUGUGCCAUGAUCUUGGUACGUUGGUGGUUUUUCGAAGAUGCUGCACUACAGAGAUGAAUUAUGAGUCUGCCUUUCCUCACUAAGAAAGUGCCUCAUCCUCUCCUAUACCUGGCCCAUGCCUAUACCUGGCCCAUGAUGACACCCACUCUACAGACAGUCUGUAGAAUUGCCUUGUGUUUGAAUUGCCUAGUAAGGACUUUUUGGUGUUUGUAUCUAUUGUAGUUGUAAGAAAGGUACAUAACUACUGCCAGCAGUUAGUCUAUAUAGGGAUUUAAGAGAUUUGUCUUCCUGUGUCUGUGGGAGUUCCUCACCCAGUGCAAAGGCUCCAUUACCUGCAGUUUGGACGGGAAGUCUCUCAUUUGACCCCCAAAGUAAUUCUCAUAGCUGCUAUUAGUUUUCUUGUUCUAGUCAUCAGUUAAAACUAUUCAAUGUGCGUGUAACUAAAAGAUUGAAGGACCACCACAAGACAUGUAUUAUCGGUUGGUCUAGGUAUUUCAAACGGCAGCAUUAACAGUGUUGGCCGGCGUAGGCCGUCAUUGUAAAUAAGAAUUUGUUCUUAACUGACUUGCCAAGUUAAAUAAAGGUUAAAUAAAAAUUUACUGAGCGCCAAGUAUUCAAAAGAAACAUAUAAAUGUAUUUCAACCAUCAACUUCUUCUAAAUUGCUUUGUUAGAUUAAUACUGCUGCAUCCAAUGUCUCAACCUUUGGCAUUAUGACGUCACACAAUGUUCUGUUCUGUCGUUCCUUUUCGUUCCUUCGCUCCAUGUUGGUUAGUGGCUUCAUCUUGUCAGGUGCCACUCUGUUGUUAAACCGGGUAGCAGUUCACUUACUGGCUACUCUGUGCCAUCCUCUUCUCAACUCAACCCUAUGUGUUGCCUUUGUUGUUUUUAGUGGAAAUAAACUGAACAAAAAUAUAUAAAACGCAACAUCCAGGCUGAAUCACAAUUGGCCCAGCGUUUUCCGGGUUUGGCCAGUGUAGGCCGUCAUUGUAUGUAAGAAUUUGUCCUUAACUGACUUGCCUAGUUAAAUAAAGGUUCAAUAAUAUAUAUAUAUAUAUAUAUAUAAUAAUAAUUAGAGUUGCGCUAAUUUCAUUUAUUUCAUGAGCUGAAAUAAAAGAUCCUAGAAAUUUUCUGUACGCACAAAAGGAUUAUAUCUCUCAAAUUUUGUGAACAAAUUUGUUUACAUCCCUGUUCGUGAGCAUUUCUCCUUUUGCCAAGCGAAUCCAUCCACCUGACAGAUGUGGCAUAUCAAAAAGCUGAUCAAACACCAUGAUCAUUACACAGGUACACCUUGUGCUGGGCACAAUAAACCACCACUCUAAAAUGUGCAGUUUUGUCGCACAACACAAUGCCACAGAUGUCUCAAAUUUUGAGGGAGUUUGCAAUUGGUAUGCUGACUGUAAGACUGUCCACCAGAGCGGUUUCCAGAUAAUUGAAUGUUAAUUUCUCUACCAUAAGCCGCCUCCAACGUCGUUGUAGAGAAUUUGGCCUCUCAACCCAAGACCACAUGUAUGACGUAGUGUGGGCAAUGAGUUUGCUGAUGUCAAUGUUGUGAACGGAGUGCCCCAUAGUGGCGGUGGGGUUAUGGUAUGGGCAGGCAUAAGCUACAGACAACGAAUACAUUUUCAUUUUUAUCAAUGAAAAUUUGAAUGCACAGAGAUACAGUGACGAGAUCCUGAAGCUCAUUGUCGUGCCAUUCAUCCGCCGCCAUCACGUCAUGUUUCAGCAUAAUGCACUGUCCAAUGUCGCAAGGAUCUGUACACAAUUCCUGGAAGCUGAAAAUGUCCCAGUUCUUCCAUGGCCUGCAUACUCACCAGACAUGUCACCCAUUGAUCAUGUUUGGGAUGCCCUGGAUCGACGUGUAUGACAUCGUGUUCCAGUUCCCGGCAAUAUCCAACAACUUUUCACAACAUUCGGUCAUCACACCAGGUUUUCUGAUCCAUGCCCCUACUUUUUUUUAUUGUAAAGACCCAACAGAUUCAAAUCCCUAUUCCCAGUCAUUGCGAAAUUCAUAGAUUAGGGCCUAAUGAUUUUAUUUCAAUUGACUGAUUUUCCUUAUAUGAACUGUCGCUCAGUAAAGUAGUAAAAAUUUGUUUGCGUUUUAUAUCUUUGUUCAGUGUACAUGUGUGUGCCAUACAUUUUCUUCUUGUUGGUGUUUUCAUAUAAAGUGCUUACGCAUCAGUGUGGUUGUUUGUGAAGGCUCCAGUUAGGCCUAUUGUAAAAUCAGAGCGCCACUGCAGCCAGCUGCCACAUGGCGUUCAGCCAGGUCAGUACAUUUCAUUCAUCAGCAUGGGUAUUCUCACUUUUUUAUUUUUAUUUUUUUCACACAAAAAUCACAACAAUCCUUUUUUUUGUUUUUUGAGAUUCUUUUUUUAAACAUUUGAUUUUUGUGGUUGUAUGUAUUUGUUGUUCUAUAGCCAGUCUGCUCUGAGAGUUAUUCCAACUACGCCAUGUUCCCAAACUUUGCAUGUGUGUUCUUAUGAUUGGAUUAGACCUUACAUUAAUUAGCCCCUGGUACUAGUCUGGAUCAAUGGCUAAACCUUGGAUUACCAUUUCGUUAUUUAUUACCCCCAAUAACUUUUAAAAAUACAUUUGAAAAGCAUUUCCCAAUUGUACAUGUGUGUAUCACAACUACUGAUAAGAUGAAAUGAUGAAACUCCUCAAGUCUAUAAACCAAGGGUGUCAAACUCAUUCCACUGAGGGCCUAGUGUCUUCUGGUUUUUCCUUUUAAACUAAGACCUAGACAACCCAGGUGAGGGGAGUUCAUUACUAAUUAGUGACCUUAAUUCAUCAAUCAAAUACGAGGGAGGAGGGGAAAACCCCGCAGACGCUCGGCCUGCCGUGGAAUGAGUUUGACACGUGCUCUAAACAAUGUCCUGGAAAGAUGUUAAUAACUGAAGUCCCUGUGCUGUGAGAAGGCAGUAUUAGGAAAUGACGUUUCUCUUUGCUUCCAAAGCUCUAAUUUCCUGGCCAGUGAAAUUGUUGAGUCUAGUUUAAAUCUAAAGUAUUUUUCCUUUUUCAGUGGUCCAUAUGUUAUAUCCACGUAUUCGUCACAGACCACCUACAAGUCUAGCAUUGAAGCAUUGUGACGACCCUUCAAGUCAGAGUUUUAGUAUGUAGCUCCUCUUCCUCAGUGUUUACACACUGUGUUUGCGUGUCAUGAAUUUGAGCCAUCAAAACUGUGUUCCGUAAGACCUCUGUUUGUACAGUAUUGUGUACAGAGAUAUUGCUUGCCACAGCACAAGGACAGCAAUUACUUCAUGUACCCACUUUAAGCCCAUACUAAAGCACUAUUGAGUGAUUGGUAUUAAAGCAGAAGUCUUCGUUUUCCCUUACCCUCUCAUUACAGUGUUAAUGAACAGGAGUCUAAAUCUCUGAUAACAGAGAACAUGCUAUGCAGUAGUUUCAGUGUUGAUCUCUUCGGGAAUAAUGUCCUAGCAAUGCUGCAAACUCAUGCCAAUAACCCAAAAUGAGUAAGUGGUUGUUUAAAAGCUGGUUUGUAUUGUUAAGAAUUAUGCAACAUCUGCUCUGAGAAUCCGUUUUUUUAUUUUUUUUUAUCUUGAGUGAGAUUCUUCCGCUCGAGUCCUGCUGAAUUUGACAUAAAACAAAACUUUUAUUCUGGAAGGUUUUUAGAGGAUGGACCUUCUAUCAUCGAUCUGAAUGUACACGGAGACCUAUAAAUAUAUCCACCAGCAAUCUCUGCUAAUGAAAUGUCUAACCUGAUGGUUAUUUACGGUGUGUAAGGCUGCGUUUUAUACAGGCAUCCCAAUUCUGAUCUUUUGCCCAAUUAUUGGCAAAAGAGCUGAUCUGAUUGGUCAAAAGACCAAUUUAGUGGAAAAUGAUCAGAAUUGGCUGCCUGUGUAAAUGCAGGCUUAGUGCUUAAGAAAAAUUGCAAGAAAAGGAACACAGAAUAUUCUGUGUGCGAUGUGUGCGUACUGAAAUUGACAUUUUGUUUCUGAAAGGAAUAAAAUUGUACAGCUAUA